AUGAGGAUUGCGGGGUUCCCUGGAGUUGUAGGAACCAUCGAUGGCACCCAUGUACGCAUCAUUGCUCCAACUGUAAAUGAGGAGACCUACAUCAAUCGAAAAGGAUUCCACAGCAUCAAUGUUCAAGUCGUAUUUGAUGCCAAUUACAAGAUCCUCAAUCUUGUGCCAAAAUGGCCAGGGUCAACACAUGAUGCUCGGGUUCUUUCCCAGAGUGGCCUCACUGGGUUAUUCGAACAAAAUUAUGUUCGCCCUGGAUGUCAUUUGCUGGGAGACUCGGGUUACCCUUUAAAACACUGGCUUCUCACCCCUUACAGAAGACCUCAAGGAGAACAGCAGCUCAAUUAUAACAGAGCACACAAAGUAACACGAGCCGUGGUGGAGAGAGGAAUUGGACAGCUGAAGAGAAGAUUCCAUGUCCUUCAUGGAGAGAUUCGACAUUCACCUGAGCGUGCUUGUCGCAUUAUUAAGGCUUGUGGCAUUUUGCACAAUAUUUGCAAAGCUCGUAACCUCCCAUUGCUUGAUGAUGAUGAUAAUGAUGAUGAUGAUGAUGAUGACGAUGAAAAUGACGACCAUGGUGAUGAUGACAAUGAUCAUGAUUAUGAUGAGAAUGAUGACAAUACCACCGAACACACAUUACAAAGCAUUUCGGGGAGAGCAUCAUUCAGGGACUGCUUUGCUAACUCACAUUUUGGGGACUCAAUGUCAUCCUCAGUGGCUGCGCCCUGUGCAAAUCCAGUGUCUUGUGAGGCAGAAGGCUCAUCUGGAGGACACACGGAGAUGUCCUGAGAUGAUACAGGAGAAGAUGCAUCUGAUGGACCGGCUCCAGAAUUAUCCACACUACAUUCACAUGCAGAAAAUAUUAAACAGUGCAAACAUGUUUAUUCAAUUCAUUGUGGUGACUGAAAUACUAUCAAUUUAUUAAAAAGACACAUUACA
Messenger RNA from Carassius carassius (crucian carp), 936 nucleotides. RefSeq names its product putative nuclease HARBI1. Bases 1 to 786 code for a protein of 261 amino acids. NCBI's taxonomy places the organism in Eukaryota, Metazoa, Chordata, Actinopteri, Cypriniformes, Cyprinidae. The transcript has 3 exons. The record is from RefSeq and is a predicted model, not a curated record.